AUGCCACGUAAUAGCAGUACGAGCGGGGAGCUCCGUGGAUUCAGUCGGCCGCCGUGUAAUGGCCCGAUUUGCUCAGACGCCGGUGCCAGCAGCGAUGCCCCAGAGCCACAAUAUGCAGCCACGUCUGGAGAGUCGUCGCCCUCGUCAUGCUCGGCCACAUCUAGUACUUCGCUGCCUCAGCCAUCAGGCGAAUUCACGACAGCCAACUUGACGGAAGCGACGGUGGUGCAGACAGGCAGCCUUGUGUUUGGGGAGCGGCAGCGCAAGUGGGGUCGUCCGCUGGGUAGCACCGAGGAGUCCAAAGCCCAGAGGCCUGCACAGCAGAUUGCAGCUGCCCAGCAAGCAGCAGCUGCUCAGCAGCUUCAGCAGUCGCCACAGCAACAGCAACCUCUGCGUCUGCUGCAGGCCAAUACCGAAGGAUUUUCUGCCCCACCAUCAUCACGGCCCAAUAGCAACCCAUUAUCAAGUUUCAGCAGUACCUUUGCCAACCUAGUACGCAGCAGUCGCCAUGGCGAGAAGAGGACAAAGGCCAAACGGCCCUCUCCAUCCCAGGGUGGCAGCCGCAGGACAUCGCCGUCGAGCAGUGGAGAGCGUGAGACCACCAAAAAUGGCAGCGCAGGCGCCAAUAGCAAGAGCAGCGCCGCCGUGUUCCCGAGGCUUCGCAAGAAGGCGAUGCUGUCGCCCUCUGCCCAACCGGCGGCCGCCGACGGAGCCACAAACGGCCUGCCCCUGGUGUUGGGAAGUCAGAAUAUUGACCACACAUAUUACAGAGAGCUGACCCCGGUUUGGGAAGAAGAAAGCCAAUCUGCAUCAGCUCAUUCUGUGCUUAGGCAGCCUGCAUUCGUCGAUUUUGACGAUAACACCUUGGAUGGUUGUGAAUUUAGACGCAAGACGCUGCAGGCUUCUGAGGACCAUGGGGAAAAAAGUGGGGGAGUAUCAUCGCCCCAAGAAGGCUGGGCAUCAACGUGUCAAGUAGGGUCACCUCGCAUGAACUUGCCUUGGAGUCCCACAUGGCCCGAAUUGGCAGCUACACAAAGCUUGAUUCUGCAGAACUUGGAGCACCUGCUUGGAGACCCACGAGCAGCUGCUGAUCCCACAGACCCUGGAGCAGCUGGCUUUCUGAUGAGGCAGACCCAGAACGUUAACAUUUCAUCAUUGUUGUCGUGUCUCCAUGAGCUGCGCUCGGAGAACAUAAAGUUGGAGGCUCGAAUCAGUUACCUGCAAGCACGCCGGGACCAACUGCUGGCUGUCAACGCACAACUGAUGGGCCCCCUCCGAGAAGCACCCAUGUCCAACUCUCCCAUGCCUCUCGUGUCCCAUGCUUCUGCUUCAGAUGUGAAUGCGGCAGUAGCUGUGAACUUCAGCACGAGGACAAACUUUCCCACAUCUUUUGCAAGCUCUUCUACAGACAAGAACCCUGAUGUGGCACUGGGGAUCCCCCUUGGCUUUCCCUCCUCGGCCCAGCCAGCCACUGACCACCAGCCACACCAGGGAAAUGAGUUGAGUGCAACACCACAGCACGGCUUGUCUGGCCAGACAGCGAUGGGGCACCAAGAAGGAGUUCGCUCUGCUGAACACUCAUUGCAUCGAGUCUCCACUCUGUCAAUCUCUCGCCAGUCGAGCUAUAACUAG
Rhipicephalus microplus (southern cattle tick) is the source of this 1632-nucleotide messenger RNA. RefSeq lists its product as uncharacterized. The record is from RefSeq and is a predicted model, not a curated record. NCBI's taxonomy places the organism in Eukaryota, Metazoa, Arthropoda, Arachnida, Ixodida, Ixodidae.